GGUAAGUGCAUGCUGCGGAGCCUGUGUCUGACAGACCGGGAGUUCCACUGGAAGACACUGCGCCGAACAGGUCUCGGAUGUUAUCCUUUCUCCUGAGCCGCGGACAACAUUUCAUCUAGCCAGGUGCAACCAGGACUCUGUCUUCCUUGGAUUUUAGUGUUCUACUGACGCCAACCUUGUGAUAUUUGGAGAGAGGACAGAUUCUUCGGGGCCCAGCGUGACUCAUCGCCCGAAGUCCCGAAUCAGCUAACCAGAAAGAGAGACCCCAUCCCUUGUUGACCCUCCCCGGUUGCUAGCUUGCACCACCAGCAUGGCAGACAGUCGACAGCCAGAAGACGGCGCCCCCCAGUGGGACCCGUCAGGAGGGCAGGAGCCUGGUGGCACCCAUGGAGCCAACGGCUACUCCUCUUCAGCCUACAGGUCCUGUCAGCCGAGCGGAGCCCACGUGGCCACGGCCCCCUACUCUGCGAGGGAGAACGGCUUCAAUGGGGAGCUAACUGGAGCUCACGCUAUAACUGCAGAACAAGUGUCGGCACGGAUCGUGCAGGAAGUGACGGCAGAAGCGGUGGCGGUGCUGAAGGGGGAACAGGAGACUCAGCGGCUGCCAUCAGUUGAAGACACCGCCAACUUGCCUCCCUCCCCUCCGCCUUCCCCCGCUGCAGAGCACUUUGGUCCCCUGGAACAAGAUGUAGGGGAUGAGGAGGAGGCGGGGCCUCUCCGCCGCUUCCAAAAUUCUCGGGAGAGGUGCAAGUUCCUCGCCCCCUCCAUCUCAGUUUCCGUGCCUGAGGACGACCCCUACCACUCCGACGAGGAGUACUAUGAGCACCCAUUGUUCAGCCCAGAGUGGACGCACUCGGGCUCUCGCCCCACAGGGCAGGCCGUGGCCUUUAGACAGAUUGAAGAAGAGACCAUGGAGGCUCUUACAGCUGAAUACGAGGAGGAGGUGGAAGAGGAGGAGGAGGAGGAGAGUGCAGAAGCAGCAGAGUCCGAUGCAGCUCUUGAUGAGCAGCAGUGGAGUGGGGAAGAGCCCGAGCUGGACAGCCCCCAGGCUGAGCCCUUAGAGCAGGCAGAGGCCGUAGACGAGGCCCAGGAUCUAGACCUGGAGCCGGCCGAGGCAGCUAGUGCUGCAGCAGAAAGCUCUUUGGACAGAGAGGAGGAUGAGGAGGAAGUAGAGGGUGAGGAGAGCCCUGAGACAGCCUUGAAGAUGGACUCAGACAAGCAAGACAGUGGGUCCAUGAGCCCAGACAGCAUUGGAUCGGAGAAACGCCCAGAGGAGUUUUUUGAGCCCCAGAUCCAAGGCUUCUUCGCUGGUGAACGGGUUGUACCAGAGAGCCCCACCAUGGAUAUGCCAUCCUUUGUACCUCCAGAUGUUCAAAACCAAGCCAAAGAAUCUUCCAAAUCACUCACACUACAGCCUACAUACGGUGAGCCGAUCACAGUGUCAGAGAAACAGCCAUCAGUGGAGGUGGUGGAGAUCAGCAGCAUUGGUGCUCCCUCGGAGUUCUCUUCCUUGGGAAGAAAAGUUCAUGAAGGAGAUUCAGCAAGAGAUGCAAGCGACAGAUCUGGCAUGUCAGCAUAUUUUGAAACAUCAGCCGUGGAGGUUGAUGAAGGUCCCCGCUGUAAGGGUGAGGGUUAUUAUGAACUGAGUAGAGCUGGUGACGACAAGACUACCACUGAAUCCAAGUCUCAGGAGAUCAGCUACAGCACACUAGCUGAAUCUCAGGAUAAACCUGAAACUAAGAAAAGUACGGCAGAAGGCAGUAGCAUGUUUACAGUUCCUGACAGGAGUAAUGAAUGCAGGCUUUCCCCGGGUAAGCUCGCUUUAGAGCAGAGGAGUUACUCACUUAACAUCACCAUCGGUGCAAUGGAUCCGAGCGGCCAAGGCAGACCUAGAAACUUCUCCCCACUGGCUACAGACAUCAUGUCAUACACUAGUGGAAGUCUAGAUGAGUCUGCAGACUACCUUCCAGUUACCACACCCUCUGUGGAUAAGCCUCCAUCUUUCCCUCCUCUGAUCCUGGAGACUGCUGCAUCCGUCACUUCAGAUUCCUCAUCUCCUCCGAGGACCACCGAAGCACCUUCAAAAUCUAGCCCUGAACCAGAGUCCCCAGAAUCGCCUCAGCCAUCUAAGAGCGCCUAUAAAAAUGGCACAGUGAUGGCACAAGACUUGCCUGAGAUGUUGGACCUCGUUGGUACCCAUUCCCGACUGCCUUCAGAUAACACUGACCCAGAAAUCAUUCGUAGAAAGUCAGUUCAGGGUGAUCUUCCUGCCUUCACCGAUGACCCAAUGGCUAGCCUGAUUUCAGGGGAACAGAGUCCUGGGGCUAGAAAGAGUGAGAGCCAGUUAGAGGAGAUGGGCUAUUGUGUAUUCAGUGAAUAUUCAGGGCCCAUGCCAUCCCCUGCAGAUGUGUUCAGCCCGACAGACGCCUCGGCUCAAGCCUUCACCCCUUCUGUCCUGGAGGAGAAAGUAGCUGAGCAGGCAAGGAAAUUAGCAGUCAGAGAUACUUCUGUAGAAGACAAGAGUCAACCACCAGAAGUUGGUGAAGUGGUUGUAGAGAAGGGCCAAAAGCAGGAAGAGAUAAAAGAUUCAGCUGAGGAAAAAAGCAAAGACGUUGUAGAUGAUCAUCUGACUAAAACUGUAAGCGAGCCACCUCUUACCCAGCCAAUCGAGUCCUUCGUUACACCAACAGUCACUGUGACUCUAGAAGAAGGUGGGAGGUCAGGCAGCGAGACCGAACGGCAAGCCAGCGGUGAAGGCUCCGCGUCAGAAACCGAGAUAGCGGACUAUGAGAGGCAAAUCCGAAAACUGGAGAUGGAGGACAGGCCUCUAAGUCUGGAGGAGGAACGAGAACUUCAGGAGCUCAGGGAGAAGGUGAAGCUGGUGCACCAGGAAGCCUAUGAGGAGGUAGAUGCUGAAGAUGUGUACCAACUAACUGGUGUGGCCAAAGACCGAAUAGCCAGACCUGUCAAAACAUCACCUGCUUCAUCCGUUGAAAGCAACAUCGAUGAUGACAAGCUGCUCUCUCCAGUACUCUCACCAUCCAAACUUAAACAAAGAGAAAUCUAUGGUUCCCCAAAGAGAUCAGUUUCACCUGUGUUGGGGGUCAACAAAGACGAGAAAGAUGAACCAGGAAGAAAAAUGAAGGAAGAGCAAGAGAAGGAAGCAGCUGAGAAGAAACCGAAAGAAGAGGAAGAGAAGAAAAUCAAGGAAGAGGCAGCAGAAAGGAAAGAAAAGGAGAUGAAAGAGAAAGAAGAGCAGGAAAGGAGAGAGAAAGAGGAGGCAGAAAGGAUACUGAGGGAAGAAAAAGAAAGGCAGGAGAAAGAACUGGAGAUGAAAGAGAGAAAGGAAAGAGAGGAAAAAGAAAGAAUAGAACAAGAGUUGAGAGAAAAGGAAGAGAAAGAAAAAAUUGAGAAAGAAAUAAAAGAAAGGGAAGAGAAAGAAAAGCUUGAGAAGCAACUGAAAGAAAAGGAAGAGCAUGAGCAGGCUGCUCAGGUGAACAAAAAAGCUGCGGAUGAGCCUGAAGUGGAAGCAGCCAUAAAAUCUGAUGAGAAAGGAGCUGAACAGUUGAAAGAGAAAGAUGAGGAAAGUGUGGUGGAGAAAGCAGGGGGAGAAGAGAUGAAGGAGAUACCAGAGACUCGUGCUGCCAUUGAAUCGGUGGUGACCGUCGAAGAUGAUUUCAUCACUGUGGUCCAAACCAUCGACGAAGCUGAGGAACCGGGGCACAGCGUCCGAUUCUCGGCUCCACCCGAGGCUGAAGCCCUUUGUGUGGCUGAACAGACAGAAGAAGAGGAGGAGGAAGAGGAAGAGGAGGAGUCUGUGGAGUUGGCACAGGAAGCAGACAUUGAGGCUGCCAGUCUAGAGGAGGUCGGCGAUGUUCCUGAAACCCCCGCCUCCCCCGAGAGGGAGGCUCAGACCAUAGAAACAGAAGAACCAACAGAAAGCUAUGAUCGAGAUGAAACCACAAUGGAUGACUCCAUCCUGGACAGCUCCUGGGUCGACACACAAGACGACGAUAAGAGUAUGCUAACAGAGCAGAUUGAGCCUUUGCCUAAGGUGCGUACUCCAGUCAAAAAGCACGCUGAUGUCCAGAACAAGCAGACACAACAGCGGAAGUUGGAGAAACAAGAAAAGCCCGUUAAACCCAAGACCAAGGGAGGGCGGGCUAAAGGCCGAAUCUCCACACCGGAGCGCAAACCUGUUCGCAAAGAACCCGUCUACAUCCCCAGAGAGGAAGUCAAGAAGAAAAAAGCUGUGAUAAAGAAGACUGAGCUCACCAAAAAAAUGGAAAACCAAUCUCAGUCUCCAUCCAAGAGGAGUGGGAUGAAACCAGCAGUCCGCCAGACCCGUCCCACUCAGCACCACUCCUGCCCCAGGAGGAGACCCACAGAAGCGCUACCAGACGGCCGUCAGCCUCUCAGCGUUGCCAGACAGUCUCGUGACAGAGCAUCGGACGGUGGGUCACGGAGCCCAGAAAAGAGGUCCUCUCUGCCGCGGCACGCCUCCAUUCUGACUCGCCGUGCAUACCAUGACCAAGAGGAGAGUUCUACCUCUAUCACGAGCUCCGGCUCCACUGCUCCCCGCAGACCCACAUCUUUUCGCACUGAGAUGAGGGCAGAGCACAGGACAGGGCGAGCCCCUAGUAUGACAGUUACAGAAUCGAUGCGCUCCCGCUCGGCUCGCAGUGGCCACUCCACCCCCCGCACCCCCGGAUCCACCGCCAUCACCCCAGGAACCCCUCCCAGCUACUCGUCAUCCUCGAGGACCCCCGGGACCCCGCGCUCCCUCAGUUUGAUCUCCCAGGAGAGGAAGGUGGCCGUGGUGCGCACCCCACCCAAGUCGCCCGCGACCACGCCCAAGCAGCUCCGCAUCAUCAACCAACCACUGCCCGACUUCAAGAAUGUCAGGUCCAAGAUCGGCUCCACGGAGAAUAUUAAGUAUCAGCCCAAAGGAGGACAGAUUCAUAUAUUAAACAAGAAGCUGGACUUCAGUCACUUACUGUCAAAAUGCAGCUUCAAGGCCUAUCUGAAGCACUCAGCUCGUGGAGCCAACGUUCUCAUCCCCACUGUUAAGCUGGACUAUAGCCAUGUUCAGUCUAGGUGUGGGUCCUUGGACAGGCGGGGCUACUCAGCACGAGGUGGAAACGUCCAAAUACAGAACAAGAAGAUCGACCUGAGCCAUGUGACCUCCAAGUGCGGUUCUCUAGACAACAUUCAUCAUCGGCCAGGGGGCGGCAACGUGCGCAUAGAGAGCGUGAAGUUGGACUUUAAAGACAAAGCCCAAGCCAAGGUGGGUUCCCUGGAUAAUGCUCACCACAUUCCUGGUGGAGGCCGCGUCACGAUCGAGAGCCACAGGCUGACGUUCCGUGACCAGGCCAAGGCCCGAGUGGACCACGGCGCAGACAUCGUCGUCCAGUCGCCCGGCCUCUCCGGCUCGGUGUCCCCCCAACGCCACCGCGACAGCCAGCUAUCGUCCUCCGGCAGCCUCAACAUGACCGAGUCCCCGCAGCUGGCGACCCUGGCCGAGGACGUCACCGCGGCUCUGGCCAAGCAGGGUUUGUGAACACUUGGAUCUGUGGCCUGCUGCUCUGCGGCGCCCCCGUCCCAAACAUCCUCACCCUGAUCCCCGUAAACUUUUCUGCCCUCUCCUGCCACCCUGAGGCCGACCGGUUAACACCACUACUCAGCUAAACCACAGCCUCUAAACACCUUUACUUCAAGAUCCAUCACUCAACACUUAAGUAGAGACUCAAAUUAGGAGCUACUGUACUUUGGUCCUCUUGAAACCGUUUCCUAUUUUAAACAUAAACAUGUGCUAUUUCUGACUCAUUUUAUCGAUCUCCCUUUUUUUUUUUUGAAUGAUGUUGCUUAGAAUAGUUCGGUCCGAGCACCGGCCCUAGAUUAAGUGGUAUAUCUGCUUCAUAGUGGGGACCCAGUAUUGGCUUGACUGGUUUUGGAUCCGUGUUUUGAAGAAGCUGCAGCUUUUUUUUCUUUUUCUUUUUCUACUUUAAAUCAGACGUAAUGUGACCACCUCACCAUGCCGCACGUAUUGUUCUUGCUCAGUAAACGUGCAUGGACGCCAGACACCCCACCGCCCACCCACCCCGCCAAAAAAAAAACAAAACAAAAACAAAACGACCUUACUGCAAGUCAUUCUUCUCAUCCAGUAUAUGAUAUAUUUAACAAAUAUAUAUAGAAACGUGUAUAAAAUACAAGUUCUUUGCCAUCCUCGUGUCCUCGAAACAUUUUAAAAGGAAGUGACAACAUGGCUAUAAAAUAUAACUGUAAAAUUGCAUUUAUGCAAGAACUAGGUCGCGUUAAGACAAGCAUGUAUGGAUUCAAAUAUUAAAAGAGGCUAUUUUGUAAUUACAAAAAAAAAAGGAUUUUAGUAAGUUAUUUCCUCAUCUAUUGGAUAAAAAUGAAACAAAUUCAUGUUUUGUAGUUAAUAGUUGUUUACAGUGUAAUGCUUGGUGACAGUGUCAGACAGCUGAUUUGGUGUUGCUAAGGAAUGCAUCUCGGCCCUGUCGGAGAGCCACACACACACACGCACACACACACACGCACACACGCUCGCUCGCGUCAGUUCAACACAGCAGCUCGUAUGCGCGUCAGAACAACGUCUAACGCCGGGGCUCGUCCUCCAAAAGUCAGCGGCCGAGACGUGGUGACGGCUCGCUUCACCGCGAGGACGGCGCUCGAGUUUGAGACCUCGAUAUCUGGCGGGAGAUGCAGCUAUCCUGAAACCUGUCUGUGUGUGCAUUUGGUGCAGAUCCCUUUCCGUUUUCGCGGCGGACGCUUCCGUGCCUGGAUGUUUAUGUUGCAAUAUGUUGGAGAUGAAGUUGGGGGGGGGGGGGGGAAGGGGAAAUAAGUGAUGUUUUGAAAAAUCCUGAAAAAGACACUCCUGUUUUAUCUGUUAGGGAAAAAAAAAAGUGUUCAGGUGAUCUAGUUUUUCUUUCUCGGACGCCACAUGUAGUACGCCCCCCCGCCUAUUUACUGCCCUCACUUGCGACUGUUUGUUUGCUUCUGUGUUUUUUCUGCAUUGCCCAUCUCUGUGUGCCCUCUCCCCCUCCCACACCCCCUCUCCCCCUCCCUGCUCCACCCCAAGGCAACUGUAAAUGUAUUUAAAAGGUAGAUGUGCGCAGUUUUUCUCUUGUUGAUAUGACACCAGUUACAAUAAUUAAUGACAAUAAAAAGGAGAAAAGGUGAUGCUGGAGUGCUGUUUUCUUUUCUGACGGCCGUGACAGAGGAGCGGAGUGGCAGAUCGGUGCAGCUGCUGACCAAAUUAGAUAAAUCAAAAGUCACAAGUUGUGUCCUUAAUAAAGCUAAUCCACCGCUAGCUGAAGCUUCAUAAUUGAGAGUAGUACAGAUGUUUCAUCUGGCAUUCAUCUGUGUAUGUAGCAUAUGUUGCAAAAUGUACUGUACGCAUCUGACUGAAGUGACUACCCCGUAUAGCAGUGAGAAAAAUAAAUAGAGAGUCAAAAAUUGGGAAAUAAAAUGGGAGUUUGACAAUUUAUUGUGAAAUGGCAGAGGAUACAAUAAAUUAAGACUCAGGGAUGGGAUGGGUGAGGAGUGGAUUCAUUUUGAUGGCCAGUCCUGGGCCAAACCAGUCACUUUAUUGACAGAUUGAGAGCCAGACAGCAAGAGGGAGGGGGGGCGGUCAUUUUCAUCCCACCUUUCACCCUCCAUCACUGUUCCUCUGUGACAACAAAAAACCCCAAUCAGACCAGAGAGGAUGAGGAAGGGAGGGCUCGGGGGAACACGAGGGAAAGGAACUCCUUGUGACGAGUCGGGAGGGCAGCAACCCGAGAGCGGGAGGAGAACGAUAGAAGAAAAGAAAAAGCACCAGUUUGGACAAAAAGAGGAAGGAAAAAAAGUGUAGAACAAAAACAAAAGAAAAA
This is a messenger RNA of Mugil cephalus (flathead mullet), 7895 nucleotides long. It is a transcript of the gene map2, whose product is annotated as microtubule-associated protein 2. Gene Ontology annotation, cellular component: neuron projection. NCBI's taxonomy places the organism in Eukaryota, Metazoa, Chordata, Actinopteri, Mugiliformes, Mugilidae. Gene Ontology annotation, biological process: microtubule cytoskeleton organization; neuron projection development. The coding region runs from base 311 to 5560 and encodes 1749 amino acids. The transcript has 21 exons. The record is from RefSeq and is a predicted model, not a curated record. Gene Ontology annotation, molecular function: microtubule binding.